Molecule: messenger RNA, 634 nt
Organism: Puccinia graminis f. sp. tritici CRL 75-36-700-3
Lineage: Eukaryota; Fungi; Basidiomycota; Pucciniomycetes; Pucciniales; Pucciniaceae
Exons: 2
Coding region: 1-597 (198 amino acids)
Source: RefSeq, a predicted model, not a curated record
AUGCGUUUAGUAGACCCGAAGGACUUGAAAGCGGUUGAACCCAUCGAUCACGAUGGAUAUCAUCCGGCGGGGAACUCAAUCUGUCACACUCCAGAUGGAUCGCCAAUGGAAGGCGCUCCUUCUUACACACUUACACACUCACCAAUUGCGGUGGCCAAGAAUGUGGAGCAAUCACAGGGAACCGGUGUUGCGGGUCAACAAGAAAGCCCACACUGGAUAUCCCGAGGCAAAGCGUAUGAAUCAGGAAGCUCUGGGAACCUCAAUGGAGAAACCAAACCGGAACAGAACCAGGAAGUUGGGUAUUCGGGCCAUUUGGAUUUGAGACCAGAAAACAAUCAACCAAGAGAACCAGAACAUCCCGAUUCCCAUGUCCAAGAACUAACAGUAGAAGACAUGCCGCCGUACGUGCAAUUGAUAGUCGCAUUCGCAACGGAAAGUCUCAAUCUAUUUGAGAAAGUAGUGGACCUUACUGCUGAUAUGUCACCAUCAAAAAUCAGUAGAAAGGCCGCCUUGAUUUCAGUUCCUAUGUGCUUGAUAAUUUUCUGCGCUGUCCAUUACCUUUUGUCUCUGAAAGUAGGAGAAUCCAGAAUAUUGUAGACUAUUAAGUGAAAAAGCGGCAUGAGAUUGAUCAUAA